Molecule: messenger RNA, 1695 nt
Organism: Oppiella nova
Lineage: Eukaryota; Metazoa; Arthropoda; Arachnida; Sarcoptiformes; Oppiidae
Source: the annotation of a GenBank genome assembly
AUGAGUGGUCGGUUCCCACUGUCGGACACCACCGAUGAGUUCGCGAAGAAUCUGUUCGAUGGCAUCGAUAUGGUUACCGAUGAUGACAGUCGAUGGCCAAAGGGCUUAUAUGACAUGUCGGACCGAAUGGGACGUAUUGUCACUUAUGACAGAUUUGACGCUCAAUUUUUCGGUAUGACUGAGAGUAUGGCCCAGAGGUAUGGCCCACAACUCCAUAUGCUUUUGGAGUCCACUUAUGAGACCAUUGUGGACGCCGGUAUAAGUCCACAGAAUCUGCGAGGGAGUAGGACGGGCGUGUAUUGUGGUAUUAUAAACUAUGCCAAAUGCGAUGGCUAUUCCGAGUACCCACAGCCGGACCAUACGACCCAAAUGAACACUUUGAUGAUGGAGUCCAUCAACAGCUCCAAGAGUUUCUUCGCCGCCCGAACGGCCUUUAUCUUUGACUUGAAGGGCCCGGCGAUCGUUGUGGACACCGCCUGUUCAUCGAGUUUGAGUGCAUUGGCUUUGGCUGUCAAUGAUCUGAAAUUAGGAUAUACGGACUACGCGAUAGUGUGCGGCACACACAUGACCUUUGAGCCGACCAUAUAUCAGAUUCAACAGGAGUUAGGCUUUUGUUCGCCGAGAGGUAUACCCGCCGUAUUGGACGAGUCGGCCGACGGUUUCGUGAAGGGAGAGGCCGUGUGUUGUGUUUUCCUACAGCGCCGUAAGGGUGCCCAUAGGGUCUACGCUAAGGUACUGUCGGCCCGGAUCAGUACGGAUGGCAACAAAAAGUUAGGAUUAUUUCAUCCGUUAAGCAAAACACAGGAGGAGUUGAUGACCGCAUCGUAUAAGGAGGCAAAUAUAGACCCCCUUAAACUCACCUACUUUGAGACACAUGGCACAGGAACCAAGGCAGGAGAUCCUCAGGAAAUGAGUGCCAUAUAUAACGCAUAUUGCAAAGCACCGGGACGUAGUGAGGUCUUACCAAUCGGUGCACUUAAGAGCAAUAUCGGACACACGGAGCCGAGUUCAGGUGUGGCCGCUAUUAUCAAAGUGUUGAUCGCAUAUGAAAAUGAAUGCAUUCCUCCUAACCUCCACUGUAAACAACUUAAACAAGAAUUGCGUCAAUACUUCCCACCACUACUGGCCAUCAAUGAAAAGUACCCUUAUAAACCUGGAAUGGCAGGUAUUAACAACUUUGGUUUGGGUGGUGUGAACGCUCACGUAUUGAUUGAACCCAACUAUAAGUUGGAAACCAAUGAUAGCCUAAGAAUCGCUGAAAUGAUUCCCAGAAUUGUGAACAUUUGCGGCAGAAAUGAGGAAUCAGUGAAACAUAUCAUGAAUUUCAUUGAAAACAAUCCCAAGAAAGUCACAAAUGAUUUUUUGGCACUUUUGGGUCAUACCAUGAAAUACACACCAAAUCUGAAUUCAGCCGGAAUGAUAUACAGAGGUUCAAUGAUAAUAAAGAAAGUGUCGGAAAAUAAUAAUGAAAUUCAAUACGAGUAUAAGAAACAGAUAGGAGUUUUGAAAGACAAGAAAGUGAGACCGCUUUGGCUACUGUUCCCCGGUUUGGGCGGUCAGUGGCCAGCGAUGGCUAAGGCUUUGAUGCCAAUCAAAACAUUCGCCGAUAAAGUGGAGGAAUGCCAUCAAAUACUCCAAGAAUUUGGAAUCGAUUUAAAGGAUCUGUUGUUAAGUGAAGACAAGACACUGAUAUAG